Messenger RNA from Helianthus annuus (common sunflower), 1519 nucleotides. Its product is annotated as malonyl-coenzyme A:anthocyanin 3-O-glucoside-6''-O-malonyltransferase. The transcript has a single exon. The record is from RefSeq and is a predicted model, not a curated record. The coding region runs from base 26 to 1396 and encodes 456 amino acids. Lineage: Eukaryota; Viridiplantae; Streptophyta; Magnoliopsida; Asterales; Asteraceae.
AACAUUUUACAAAGGGCAACAACAAAUGGGUUCCCCAAUCUUGACACUCAUUGAACAAGCCCAUGUAUCACCACCACCGGGCGCUAUAGGCGACAAGUUAUUGCCCCUAACCUUCUUCGACUUCUGGUGGCUAACCCAACCCCCGGUUCACUAUCUUUUCUUUUACCAGUCAUCCGUCACACAAACUCAAUUCAUUGAAACCAUUAUUCCCAAUCUCAAACACUCGUUAUCAAUCACCCUUCAACAUUUUUUCCCAUUCGCGGGUAACUUAAUAGUGUAUCCCACUUCCACUAAAAACCCAGAAAUCCGUUGUGUCGAAGGUGAUUCUGUCGCAGUUACUUUCGCAGAAUGUAACCUUGAUUUUAACAAACUAACCGAAAACAAUCCACGUGAUUGUGACAUGUUUUACCAUCUUAUACCUCCAUUAGGGCAUACUGAACAAACUUUAUUUCUGGGUCCGUCACUGGACUUCACAAAGAUCCCUGUAUUCUCUCUUCAAGUAACACUUUUUCCAAACUAUGGAAUCUCUAUUGGAAUGACAAAUCACCAUUGUCUCGGUGACGCUAGCACGCGGUUUAGUUUCUUAAAGGCGUGGACGUCGAUAGCUCGAUCUGGUACGGAUGAGUCGUUUCUAGCUAAUGAAACUUUGCCGUUCUACGAACGGCUUGUUAAAAACCCGAAACUAGAUGAAAGUUAUCUAAAGUUUGUCAAAGUUGAAAAGUUUAAAGAAGAGUAUCAACCUAAAAUACUAUGUGGACCGAUUGAUAAAGUUCGAGCCACCUUUAUAUUGUCUCGAACCAUGCUUAAUAAAUUGAAAAGUUUGGUUUUAACCCAACUACCAACAUUAGCAUAUGUAUCAUCUUUCACGGUUGCGUGUGCUUAUAUUUGGAGUUGCAUAGCGAAAACACGCGACGAUGGGGUUCAAAUGUUCGGUUUCACUAUCGAUUGUCGCACGCGUAUGAAUCCGCCAUUCCCAUCGGCGUAUUUCGGCAACUGUCUUGGAGGGUGUAUGGCUAUGGAAAACUCUAAACAGUUAACGGGAAAAGAAGGGUUUGUGACCGCUGCAAAGUUGAUAGGUGAAAGUUUACAUAAGACGUUAACCGAUAAGGAUGGUAUGUUUAAAGAAAUAGAGUCAUAUGGUGACUUGUUUUCUAAUGGGAUUCCGGAAACAAUGAUUGGUGUUGCUGGAACACCAAAGCUUAAGUUUUAUGAUAUGGAUUUUGGGUGGGGUAGGCCCAAAAAGAUUGAAACAAUUUCGAUUGAUUAUAAUGGGUCGAUAUCCAUGAAUGCCUCCAAAGAAAAUUAUGAAGAUCUUGAGAUUGGUGUUUGUCUUUCGACUACUGAGAUGAAGUGUUUUGUUAGAAUAUUUGAGGAUGGGUUGGAGAAAUAUAUCUAGAUUUUUUUUGAAGGCGAACAAAUAGAAUAUUUCUAGUUGCGUCAAAUUAUUGUAAUAUUUCUAGAGUUUUGAACUUUUGAUUCUGAAUUUCUGAGUCGUAUAUUAUAAUAAAUAUUUUACAAA